Schistosoma bovis is the source of this 2692-nucleotide messenger RNA. NCBI's taxonomy places the organism in Eukaryota, Metazoa, Platyhelminthes, Trematoda, Strigeidida, Schistosomatidae. The record is from the annotation of a GenBank genome assembly.
AUGGUCAACCAGUUGAGAAGUAUGGCCUGCAGACAUGUCCAAAACAUGGUUCAAAGCGUCUCAAAAUGUUCUGGGAGUGAGGCACCAUACUCACCAAUUGUUGAUACUGGCUGUGAUUCCCCAUCUAGCCUUCCUAAAGCCUGUAAAACAUCGGGAUUAUCCGAAAAAAAGUCUGAGUCUCAUUCCGUAAUUGAUGCAAAGUGUCUGAAUAAAAGCUGCGUUUCAUCAAGUGUUCCUCAAGCCUGUGAUUUCCACUGCGAAGCAGACCAAAAACUAAAUGUCAAAUGUGCACAGUCAAAAAAGAUAGCAUCUGAAGAUUUGGAUGACCGUCAAUCUCCAAAUGACUAUCUCUGGCAAAAAUUAGAAGCACUGGUUGAUCAGAUGAUCUCAGAAGAGGAUGGAAUUCCCGUCCGCAAUGUUAAAAGUCUAAUGUCAAUAAUUCCUAGCACAUUUACCGGUAGUGAUAUUGUUCAUUGGUUGAUGGAACACAUUGGAGCUAGUGAUGUUACUGAAGCCGUUCAUAUUGCUAGUCGUAUUGCGUCUAUGGGUUACAUUUUUUGCAUUGAUGAUCAUGUACUCACUGUGAAAAAUGAUGGACAUACGUACUAUCGAUUUCAAACUCCUUUCCUCUACCCAAGUCGAUGCAUGGAGGCAGAUACGGCAGAUUAUGCUGUUUAUUUGUGUAAACGCACCAUGCAAAACAAACAGAGAUUGGAACUGGCUGGAUUUGAAGCUGAACGCCUGGCUAGUUUACAAAAUAUUUACUGCCAUAAAUGGGAGUUCAUUUAUAUACAGGCAGAAUCAGAAGCUAAAGUAGAUAAGAAAAGAGAUAAAUUAGAAAGACUGGUACUUGAAUCACAAGAACGAGCCUAUUGGGAUUUACAUAGACCACCACCAGGCUGUAUUAAUACAACGGAUAUUGAUAUGCGUAAAUUGUGUCGCGCUAAACGCCCUAAAAAAACCACAUCUCGUCCUAUAAAUUUUCCUAUUCCGAGUGGCCCAGAUGGAUCUAUUUUAUUCUCCGUUUUGGAUGGUCUUUCACUACGAGAUAGGAUAGACAAACUUCAUACUUGUUCACGUACAAGAAUUAAAUCAUCUAAAGCUGCUGAGAGUUUGCAAAACUUUGCCGAUCAGUAUUCUGAAUUCGAUUUACUUUUAUCUACGUCAACAUCUCUUGGUUUCUCUGCACCGUCUACAAUUGGAAUAAAUCAACCGAAUACAGCUUCUUCUACUAGCCAGUUGGCGUUAGGUAGUUUAAAUGUGAAUACUAAUUCUUCUACCACUGCCACUACUCCAACAUCUAUAUUACGUACAUCCGGUGAUAAAUUAAUUCACCAUACUCGUAGUAUUUCAGCUACUGGAUUUAAUGGAAUCACAUCAUUGACUUCAAUAUCAUUAGCUCGUACCAGCAGUGGAACGGGAAAUGGUGCACAUAAUUUCUCGACAGGUGGUCAAAUUUCUAGUGGACAUGGAUCAGCUGGACAUAUGGGAGUACUUACUGCUAGUUCACCUAAUUCGGUCUAUGAUCCUAAUCAAGAACCAGUUAGUGCAUUGAAUCCUUGGAUUUCUGAUAAUCCUGAUUAUUGGAAUACGGACUUACGUCCAAAAUAUCUACCUAUUCGUCGUAUUAAACGUUGGAGUUUCUCAAUUCAUGAACUAUUAAAAGAUCCAGUUGGUUUAGAAGAAUUUCAACGUUGGUUAGAAAAAGAAUUUUCAGCAGAAAAUCUCAGAUUCUGGCAAGCAUGUCAAUUUUAGGUUACCAAGAUAAAGUUAAACUAUACUGUCGAACGACCUAUUUUAAUUAGUCAGAAAAGAAUAAGUAUAGAUGAAUGAAUUAUAAUAUAAUACCAAAAAUAUAUCGUUGUUUUAUAUUAUUAGCUAAUUCGUAUAGGUUUGCUACAAGCUCUUAACCGUUAGAUUUUGGUGCAAAGAUCACGAUUAAUGGUUAUAAUUUCAAGAUGCUCUAAUCACCAAUUCUUUCCCAAAACCUGACCCUAAUCCCAGAUCUAACUCAAAUCAUAACCCUAAUUUUAACUCGGUCUUAAUCCUUAAUCUAGACAAAACUCUUCACUCUAACCCGAAAAUUAAACAUUAACUACUACGAUCUUAACCCUAUUAAAUAUUACGAUAAAAUAUAGUGUUUUUCUGCACUCAUGUUCUGUCAUUUCAUUCCCCCAUUCACAAGUGAAUGUUUUCUUCACCAAUUCAACGCCCUUUGAAUAACUAACACUGUUUCCUUCACGAAAGCUUAUCAUUAUACGGUUCCUGAUUAACAUUCUGGCUUAAUUAUGGUUCAACAAAUGUCAUUGUUAGGUUCACUUGAAAUCUCUAAAUUCUUUCCUCAUUUGACUUAUUUUUUAUUGCUUUAUACUACGUGUUACUAUUCAAUAAACAGUUUCAUUUCUAAUAAUUUUUUGACUUAUGGUGCAAUGUAUGUUUAUCGAUGUGCUAUAUUCUGAGGUAUUUACAUAAACUAAUAACAUUUACUGCGUCUAUUGCUGUAAUUAUGUUCUCUCAACUCUUGUAACAACAAUUUCUAGCUUUCGUGCAUUUCUUAAAUCUUUGUUUAGAUCCAAUAGUUUCCAUAUUUUUGUCCUCUUAGUCCCUGUUUGGAUUGUUGAUGGUCAUUAUUAACUUCAAACACAAUUACCGACCGUCAUUUACGCUAUCACAUAUUGUAAUUAAUCUUAAC